Messenger RNA from Rhinocladiella mackenziei CBS 650.93, 2814 nucleotides. RefSeq lists its product as uncharacterized. The record is from RefSeq and is a predicted model, not a curated record. Gene Ontology annotation, molecular function: DNA-binding transcription factor activity, RNA polymerase II-specific; DNA binding; zinc ion binding. NCBI's taxonomy places the organism in Eukaryota, Fungi, Ascomycota, Eurotiomycetes, Chaetothyriales, Herpotrichiellaceae. Gene Ontology annotation, biological process: regulation of DNA-templated transcription; DNA-templated transcription. Bases 1 to 2814 code for a protein of 937 amino acids. The transcript has a single exon. Gene Ontology annotation, cellular component: nucleus.
AUGGCCGAAUUUUCAUCCCUGACCCAUAAAUUCCGAGCCAACUUGGACCAUCAACAGCAAGGUGGGAAUAAAAUCAGUAAACGCAACCGACAGCCUCUUUCAUGUGCCCCGUGCCGAAUCAAGAAACUGAAGUGCGACAGAGGCCAUCCGUGCGAGACAUGUAUUAAGAAAGGAGAUCAAGCCAGCUGUACCUAUGGCAAGACGGCGCCCAUCUUCAACAGGUCAGAAGCCCACACCAAUGCCGUCAACAAUCACAACAACAAUGGCCGCAGCAAAGCCCAGGAGAGGCUGCGUCAUCUCGAGCAGCUGGUCAUGCAGAUGGUUGAUAACAGUGUCGGCCCAUCCCAGCCAUCAGAGAGCAUGGCCGCCGCGUCCCCCGAGAGAGACGCGCCGAAUCCAACCAUAGCGACAGAAGGACAUCUUCAGGUCGGCUCAUCUGAAGCCAGAUACGUCGGUUCAACUCAUUGGUCCGCCAUCCUGGAAAAUAUCCAAGAGCUCAAGACUGCGCUGGGCUCCGAACAUACUUCCAGCACCGAACUCGACGAGUCUGAAGAUAUCGAACCUCAAGGUCCAGAGUGUCUCUUCGGAUCCCCCGGCAAUUUGUCGUUGGCGCAGAUUCUCGCUCAAGCUCUUCCGCCCCGACUCCAGGUCGAUCGACGUCUGUCCACCUACUUCAAUUCUAGGUACCUGGUGAUCCCUUUCAUCCACACGACCCAGUUCCAGCGACAAUAUGAGCAGUUCUGGCGGGCACCACUUGAGGCUCCUCCUCUAUGGGUCUCCAUUCUCUUUUCCAUUUGCUGUAUGUCGGCCACGCUGAGCGAGGCCGUCGGCUCCGAGCCUUCCACACCGGAAGACCAGCCCAGUCCACGCAUGAAUUUUUUGACCGCGGCCAGCCAAUGCCUCCGACUCGGUGGCUUCGUCCGGCCCAAGCGCUACGUGGUUGAAGCCCUCGCACUCCACGCCCAGUGCAAAUACAUGUCGACGCUGGACCCGGCGCGCGAGGUGGGCAUCAUUUUCACGGUUCUCGUGCGCCUGGCCUUCCGCAGCGGCUACCACCGCGACCCGUCGCAAUUCCCACACUUCAGCGUCUUUGAAGGCGAAAUGCGCCGGCGUUCCUGGGCCAUGUUGCGCCAAUUCGAUCUGAUGGUCUCUUUCCAGCUCGGUCUCCCAAACCUGAUUCCGCCCAACAGCUGGGACACGCUGCCGCCACGGAACCUGCUCGACACCGACUUUGACGAACACACCACCAUACUCCCACCCUCCCGGCCCGAAAACGAAGCCACCCAGAUCCUCUAUUUCAUCGUCAAGUCUCGCCUGAUGACUUCAUUUGGCAAAGUCUGCGCCCACGCCUUGACCUUCCGAGAAUGCAAACAGAAGGAACUCAUGGAACUGGACGCCGAAGUGCGCGAAACGUACAAGACGGUGCCGGACACCCUGCGCAUCAAGCCCAUGUCGCAGUCAUUCGCGGACCCGUCAUACCUGAUCAUGGUGCGCCUGAACUGUGAGUUUCUGUUCCAGAAGUCCAUCUGCGUCCUGCAUCGCAAGUACAUGACUCAGGGCGGGUACCCGGCGAGCACCGCGGCGUGUACCGACGCAGCAAUUGCGAUCACCAAGCACAUGUUGGACCUGCACAAGGAGUUCCAACCCGGCGGCCAGUUGUUUGCAGACCGCUGGAUGCUGAGCAGUUUCACCAUGAACGACUUCUACCUCGCGAGCAUGGUGCUGUGCUUGGGUAUUUCAAUGUGGAAGAAGGCCCACCCCGGCAAGGGUGUCAAUGAGGACGAGAGGAUGGAGAGCCAACACGCGCUGCUCCGAUCUGCGUUUGAGAUCUGCGAAGAGCUCAGCCCAACUAGUACGGAGGCAAAGCGCGUCGCCAAUGUCCUAAGAGUCGUGCUCGGGGAGAUGGGUACGCCUGGUUCGGCAUGGAGAGGAUCUGCCUCAGCGUCAGGCUCCUCCAUGUCUACUUCACAGCAGGGUCCUUCUACCACUUCGUCGUCAUCCGGGAGUUCCACCCAACCGCCUCCACGGCUCCUGCAGCCCUCGCGAUUCGGGGGCUCCGCGUUCUUCCCAUCGCCUUACGAUUUCAACCUGGCCCCUCUAUCGCUUAACGACCGUGACAUGUCGAGUUCCUCGUCGUCAGUGCAAAUGGCCGACGCAAAUCAGCCAGGAGAAUUCUUCAACUUGAACAUGCCUCUACCGACCCCCCGACUCGAGCCGAGUCCGAGCCUGGGCCCGAAUCCAUUCACAUCAUUCCUCCCAUUUUCGCUAUCCUAUCCUCCAAACCAGCACUCCUCUCACCCUAGCAUCGCCAACACCAACAUGUCGUCGCCAGACUCCACAGCCACGAAUCCGAAUCCGAAUCUAAAUGUUGACGUUGACUGGGCCUUCCUCGACCAGUGGAUGGCUCUACCGGACCAGGAAAUCCUCCCCGUGAACGACGGCGGAAGCAUACCCAUGACCUUCAACGGUGCUGGAGCCGGAGUCGGAAUUGGAGUCUCUGACCCCAACACGUCAAUGACAACUCCCGGCCUUGACGUGAAUGCAGAAUGGUCCAGUGCACCCUACAGAUUCCUGGGCGGGGAGAUAUUAAGGAACAUUGCGGCGCGAGAAGAGGCGGAGGCCCAGGCUGAACGACAACAGCAACGUCAGCAACAGGGAGAUGCCCAGGGCGAGAUGGAUGGUGUGGCGAGGAAUCAGAGUCAAGAUGGUGUCAAUAACUCUGGCCCGGAUGGAAAAGGUGUGGAGGGAUACAGCUUAGAUCGAGGAAAGAAUCAUUUCGCCGGACAUGGAGUUGCGCAGUAUAUAGGGUAUUAA